AUGUUGUUAUUAUUUCAGUGGCCAUACUGCAGGCAGAUUUGUUCAUUUUGUAAUUUCAACAAAUACAUUAGUAAAAAUGUAGACCACUAUCGCAUGAGAAAAUGCCUUGUAACUGAAACAGAAAACUUAUUGAAAUUAUCUGGUGUGAAAAAGAUUACCUCAGUCUACUUUGGAGGAGGAACACCAAGUCUGGCAGAACCUUUAACAAUUUCUUCAGUACUUGAAGCUGUUUCAACAAUUUGUUAUUUGCCUUCUGAGGCAGAGGUGACACUUGAAGCUAACCCCACUUCGGCUGAAACUGACAAACUCGGUCACUUUCUUGUGGCUGGAAUCAAUCGUGUUUCCCUUGGAGUCCAGGCCUUCAAUACAAGAGAUUUGCUUCUCUUGGGGAGAGAUAAUACCAUUAAAGACUCAUGGAAAGCAUUACAGGCUGCAAGGUCCAUAUUUCCAGGAAAAGUAUCAGUUGAUUUGAUGUUUGGACGUCCACAGCAAACAGUGGAUGAUUGGUACAAGGAGUUGUUAAAAGCAUUAUCUGUGUGUGAUGACCAUAUUUCAUUGUAUCAGCUGACUCUGGAAAGAGGCACACCACUCUACAAAAAUGUCACAUCAGGAAAAGUGUCACUUCCUGAUUCUGAUUUGGCUGCUGAAAUGUAUCAGUUGGCUGUGGAGACCCUGACUGCAAAUGGGUUCCACAGAUAUGAGGUUGCCAACUUUGCAAAAACAGUCCAGGGUGCAGAAAGCAGACAUAACCUUUCAUACUGGUAUGGAUCACAGUACGUUGGAGUGGGACCAGGUGCUCAUGGCAGAUUUAUACCUUUUGGAAAUGGCAAUGGAUUGAGGCAGGCAAGAGUGCAGACGCUAGAACCAAACCAAUGGAUGACAGAGGUUGAAACAAGAGGGCAUGGGACUAGAAAAGAAGUAAUGCAAACAAAAUUUGAGAUACUAGAAGAAGUUCUUAUGAUGAGUUUGAGGACUGCUGAUGGUCUUAGUUCUGAGUGUUUGUUCACGGUGCAGAAUUGGAAAAUCGUCGCCCCGUUUGGUUUGUCUUUAUAUGAUGCAUUCAAAGAUAAUCAGGAUGUCAAGGAUCUCAUUCAAGAUGGCCUCCUGUGCUUAACAAAAAAAGGCAUCAAAGCUACCCACAGAGGCCUGUCUGUUGUGGAUAGCAUCGUUUCGACAUUAUUAUUACAUCUUGAUGGAAUAAAUAGGACUGUUCAAAAAUCGGAAACGUACUGAAAAAAAAAAAAAACAGAAACCUGGAAAUUUGGAAAAUAUUUGAAAAAAAGUUAUGGUCAAAAAUGAUAUUCAUAGAGGUGACAAGGAAUGAAUUUGAAGCUAUUUUAUGUCGGCGUUUUUCCCUUUUUCAAUGGCUAUUUUUUUUUUAAUGUAGAUACCUCGCUGUAUGUGAUCGAUCCAAUAUCGAUAAGUUAAAAAAAUAAACUUUAUGAACUUUGUUAAGCUUUGUUGGUUUUAUUUUCCUCUCCUGAGUUGGCUCUUGUCUUAUACCAAGACAUCAAACUACAAAGUAGCUUUUAACGAGAAGUGCUGAGACUCUAUACUCUUCUCUUUUUUAUUCUCUCCUACUACAACGCAUCAGAUCUUUUCUUCUUCUACUACUCAGCGAGGAGUGCCCACGUGUUAAAUACAAAAAUCACAGACAUGUUUGGGUUAGCUGACCGUGAGAGUUUCCUUAGUGUAUCCGUUUAUUUUGCAAAAAGGGGAAAACUCGUUGGCCCUCACCGAAGCAAUUUGACGGGCGCCAAGGAACCAAUUGAACGUUAACAGCUGCGUACAGGAAUCGCGCACGCAAACCAAUUGAACGCCAACAGCUGCACACAGAAUUGCGCACGUAAACAGGAACUUCAGUGAGGAUAGAACUCAAGGUUAACUUUACCAACGUAAACACGACUACCUGUGAAACUGUCUAAUUGUCUAAAUGUCUAACACGGCCUAAGGUAACAAGGAAAUCUGCGAGCUGAGCCAAAAAAAUAUAAAUCUACCAAACAACACGUAAGCGCAAAAGGCAAGGCUUAACAAAACAAAAUGCUUAACUAGAAAAGUCUCAAAACAACAACUUUCAAUUCACCUCACAACAAUACGAUUAAAUCUUGGGCAAAUAAAAUUAGUGUUGUUAUA
This is a messenger RNA of Stylophora pistillata, 2133 nucleotides long. Its product is annotated as radical S-adenosyl methionine domain-containing protein 1, mitochondrial. The record is from RefSeq and is a predicted model, not a curated record. Gene Ontology annotation, cellular component: cytoplasm; mitochondrion. Gene Ontology annotation, molecular function: coproporphyrinogen oxidase activity; 4 iron, 4 sulfur cluster binding. Gene Ontology annotation, biological process: porphyrin-containing compound biosynthetic process. NCBI's taxonomy places the organism in Eukaryota, Metazoa, Cnidaria, Anthozoa, Scleractinia, Pocilloporidae.